Messenger RNA from Carica papaya (papaya), 1150 nucleotides. The record is from RefSeq and is a predicted model, not a curated record. Lineage: Eukaryota; Viridiplantae; Streptophyta; Magnoliopsida; Brassicales; Caricaceae.
AAUGGGCGAUAGCUAUAUGAGGAUGAGUCCACCUUCAGUAGUUUUGUUACGCAAUCCGGCCAAUUAUACAGAGUUGAUCUUCUGAAGAGAUUAUUGAAGAUGCUAAAAAUAACAAGAGGACCUUGUUUUCGGCAAUGGAAUCAGUCAUGAACAUGAUGAGAGAAGUUGAACUUAAAGAGAAAGCUGCAGAACAGGCCAAGGAGGAAGCUGCUAGGGGAGGUUUAGAUAUUCUCAUUAAAGUUGAGGAGCUCAAAAGGAUGAUGAUGCAUGCAACUGAAGCAAAUGACAUGCAUGCUGGGGAAGUGUAUGGGGAGAAGGCAAUUUUAGCUACUGAAGCGAGGGAACUUCAAACUCGCGUGCUUAGCUUACAAGAAGAAAGAGAUAAAUCUCUUGCAAUUCUUAAUGAGAUGUUUGAAACCCUGCAAGCAAGAUUAGCUUUUGCUGAGGAAGCUAGGAAAGCAGCUGAGCAGGAAAAGCUGGAAAAGGAAGAAUCUGGACGAGUUUUUCUUGCAGAACAAGAAGCAAUUAUGGAAAAAAUUGUCCAAGAGUCAAAGAUGCUACUGCAGCAGGCAGAUGAGAAUUCCAAGUUGCGGGAGUUUCUUAUGGACCGUGGUCGCAUUGUUGAUUCUUUGCAAGGAGAAAUUUCUGUUAUUUGUCAGGAUGUGAGAUUACUGAAAGAGAAGUUUGACAAUCGUGUGCCAUUGAGCAAAUCCAUUUCAUCAAGCCAAACUAGUUGCAUCUUAGCCUCUUCUGGCUCAUCUCUUAAGAGCAGCGCAGUGUCGGAUCUGGUCCCAGAACUGUGUGAGACACCAAAGUUGUCAGAGAAGAGAAGCUCAUCCUCAAGUAAAGGUGAAUCACCAAAAGGCAAACUUGAGACUGAGAAAACCAGAGCAGACCGCAAAGAACUUUUGGAAGAUGGAUGGGAUUUCUUUGACAAUGACACAGAUCUGUACAACAGAGCUUUAUAAGUUGCAGAAUAAACAAACUCCUUAGACAUUCCUUUGUUAGGUUACAUAGUUGAAUUUCUUUGUAAGGGUAAACGCCAAACAGGUCUCAGAUUUUAUUAUUGGUUCAUAUCAAUUGAAAUCUUUAGAUUUUGUAUGUGAUCUUGAAAGCUUUUCUGUUGUCCAUGUCAAUUACAGUUUUGGGA